GCCAUUGCUGUUCUCUUCUCCACGGCUGCAUCAAAGUGUCUGGGAGCUCCAUAAGUGCACUUUAGCUUUGAAUAUGGAAGUCAAGCCGUUGGCAGCAUUUGUCUUCUUAGCUGCAGUGAUUGCCAUCUGCCCAGCUGAAGCAGAAAGACUGUACUUCCCACAGAUCAACAACAUGUCCUGGGAUGAAGCAAGGACUUACUGCCAGGUCUGUUUCAAGGAACUUGUGAGUGUGACACCUGACAACAGUGCUGUGCUGGUGGAAAUCCUGAAUAAUGACUCUUGGAUUGGGAUGAGAAAAAAGCUUGGUGGUCCUAUGGAUUGGUCUCGCUGGUCAGACAAUACAUCGCUUGUCUUCCAAAACUGGUAUCCUAGAAGUCCUGACCCUAACAAUACAGAAGAUACCUGUGUCAAGCUUCUUAGUUUUGGAGCCUGGCUUGAAGACAACUGUAAUUCCUUGCUGCCUUCUAUAUGUUAUGAAGAUCGUUUCUAUGGGAUGCUGAACAUCUCCAAUAUCAGAACAACAAGUGUUACUCUUCAGUGGACUGCAGGCCCUGGCAACAUUUCUUACUACCGGGUCACGUAUUUAUCAAACUCUUCGGAUGUCACGGCUUUGACAUAUGAUAUCCAUGAUCUGGUCCCGGGAACACAAUACCAGUUCAAUGUCUACCCUGUGAAAUGUGGCAGAGAUCUCAACUCAGAGAAUGCAUCAGCAUAUACACAACCUGAGAUGGUCACACAAUUGUCUGUCACUGAUAUAAGCACAACUUGGGCCUUUCUCGUAUGGACUAAGCCGGAGGGGAACAGCUCUGACUACCGGGUGACCGUUUCCAGUGACUCCUUUGCGCAAAACUUGGUGUUCAAAAAUUGCAGUGCAAACAUCUCAACUCUUCAGCCAGGCACCAAUUACACUUUUACUGUCACUGCCCUGGUGGAGGACCGGUCCAUUGAAGGAGUCAACACUUCUGUCUCUAACACAACAUACCCAGCUGCUGUCACGAACUUCAGUGUGUCACAUUUUAACAGCACAUCAAUUGAGCUGAAUUGGGCCAAGCCAGAAGGAAUAAUAAAUGGAUACAACAUUUUAGUCACUGAAUAUAAUUCUUCUACAUUUUUAAAAAGCAUUAGGUUGAGUGAAUCAAGCACAAAUACAUCCAUCACUGAUCUAAAUCCUGGCCUCAGCUACUUUUUCAACAUCACCACCUUUUCUGGGAAUCUUGUGAGCCUGUCAAAAAACAUCACUAAGGCAACCAUAAGCGGUCCUGUUACUUUUCAUGAUCAUCACCAUCCUAAUUUUCUUUCUGCUUUUCCUGCUGAGAGUCAGGGUAGCGUUAUGAUGAUCCGGGCUGACCAGGUCUCCUUAUCCCCAUAA
Messenger RNA from Erpetoichthys calabaricus (reedfish), 1369 nucleotides. RefSeq names its product receptor-type tyrosine-protein phosphatase eta-like. The transcript is spliced from 7 exons. NCBI's taxonomy places the organism in Eukaryota, Metazoa, Chordata, Cladistia, Polypteriformes, Polypteridae. Bases 74 to 1369 code for a protein of 431 amino acids. The record is from RefSeq and is a predicted model, not a curated record. Gene Ontology annotation, molecular function: protein binding.